UCAGAACCAGAAUGUUCAAUUUCUUUCUCUCUCUUAUCUCUCUCCUAAAUCCAUUCCAAUGUUUGUCAACGAAGACCAAUAGUGUUUGAUCCUCUGCACCUACGGAAGGAAAUUUCUUCAAUUCAGAUCAUGUCAACCCCAUUGGAGAGGUACCAAAAACUUGGCCUAAUCGAGUCUCUACCAAAAAUCUACAAAUACCCAAUUGCGUGCAAAGAGCUAAGCUUUAUUCUGAGAGAGGCUUAUCAUCAAUUUCCCAAGAAUUUGCAAGCCAUCAUUUUCCAAGACACUCUCUCAGCCUUCCGUCUCCUUCCAGAAAUACAGACUCAGAGUGCUGUUUCAGCAGUCCAUUUCCUUCUUCAGAGUGUAGAAGCUGCCCUUCCAAAGCAAAAAAGGAAUAUGGCUGUCACAGAAUUUAAGCAUGCAAUGGUUGCUCAUAAAAGGCGCUGUAAAUCUCACCAGGUAGAAAAAGGUUCAUUCCAACUGCCACAGGAUAUUCUUGUGCAUAUUUUCAGUUUUCUAGAUAUGAAAUCUUUGGUCUCAGUGGGGCUAGUUUGUUGGUCAUGGAACUUAGCUGCAAAUGAUAACCAUCUGUGGGAGUUGCAGUAUGAUGUAUUGUAUGGUAGUGCUGCUAAACAGCAGCCUGUGAGACUGGUUGAAGACAGGAACGAUAGGCUUUUACAGGAACCCAAAGAUACUAGAACCAUUACUGACUGGAAAGGGGCUGUUAAAGGAGCAUAUACUGGAGCAUUAUCUAAGAAAUUAACAACCAAUCGGGGAUACUGUGGACACUGCAAAACAGUAGUUUGGCUAAAUAACUCAAAAUGCCCCAAUGUACAUUGUGGAAUGAUAUCUGAAAUUCAAGAUAUCAAGCCUGUAACAGCAUUCCAGGUUGUGGAAUAUCUUCUAGAUGAUUCUGUAAACAUAACAUCUUCCUCAGACAGUGACAGUGAUUCAGAAGGAGGACCAGUUUCUAGGUUAUGGGCAUAUCCCAAGCAUAUAAGAAAAUAACUGGGGACAGCUUUUGUAUUGAUGCAAAUCUAUGAUUAUGAUCAUUCUGUUCUUUUGAGAUAUUUCAGGUAGCGUGCAGAAUAAAAUUAUUUUUCUUAUUAAGUAGAUGGUGUCCUUUUCUCUAGUAAGAAAAAAUCGAGUUGAUUGCCACAUUGGCAUAAUAGGAAUUGGAUUGCAGAUGUAUCAUCAUCCCAUCCUUUAUCCAAAGUCAUCUCUAGUAGAAGUAUCUCCGACGAUAUAGGCUUUGAAAAGUAGUUU
Gastrolobium bilobum is the source of this 1266-nucleotide messenger RNA. Its product is annotated as F-box protein At5g52880. The record is from RefSeq and is a predicted model, not a curated record. Gene Ontology annotation, molecular function: protein binding. NCBI's taxonomy places the organism in Eukaryota, Viridiplantae, Streptophyta, Magnoliopsida, Fabales, Fabaceae. The transcript is spliced from 6 exons. The coding region runs from base 130 to 1008 and encodes 292 amino acids.